Molecule: messenger RNA, 6051 nt
Organism: Zootoca vivipara (common lizard)
Lineage: Eukaryota; Metazoa; Chordata; Lepidosauria; Squamata; Lacertidae
Gene: ZFTA
Product: zinc finger translocation associated
Biological process (GO): negative regulation of DNA-templated transcription
Source: RefSeq, a predicted model, not a curated record
AACGGAUCCGAGAGAAUCCAUAGCUUAGCGAAGAGCAGCGAAGCCGGGAAGGUUAUUUGUGUGCAUCGAGGUGGGGGGGUGGAGAUGAAUCCCUAGGCAGGGAGGGAGGGAGCCAAGCAUGGAGCGGCCCCCCAGCCUUUGCAUCAAGCUCGAGCCCCAGGAUCCAGAAGAGUCGCUGUUCCCAGAAGAGGCGGCCGAUUCGCAAAGCAGCGGCGAGCUGCGCUCUGGACACGCCCUGCGUCCCUCUGGGAAUGGCCUCGUGCGAGGGACCGCCGUCAAGGACCCCUCUGCCCUCCUCUCCGGAGGCCGCAAGUACUCUGAUCACUGCGAGGAGCGGGCGUCGAGGCCUGGCAAGAGCCGCAUCCCCGGGCGUGACCACCGGCGCUACUACCAUGAGCACUGGAGGGCAGAGUACCUGAUGGACUUCAACGCCGCCCGGCAUGGCAUGAUUUGCAUGGUCUGCGGCAGCUCUCUGGCCACCCUCAAGCUCAGCACCAUCAAAAGGCACAUCCGCCAGAAGCACCCGUACUCCCUGGCCUGGAGCGCCCACGAGAAGGAGGUCAUCAUGAACAGCUGGGACGCCCACCUGGGCCUCGAGGCAGAGAGCGACGGAACCAGAGAGCACCCCGGUGCGCCCGAGGCUCAGGAGGAGGGCCAUGGUGGAGAAUUUCCGCUGAGUAGCGGCCGCAGGAGGCGCCGUGGGCCAGGACCCCUCUCCUCUCGUGGGGGGCGACGGCCGUCCGGCCUGGCCUUGAAAGCCUCCCCAGGAGGGGAAGAGCAGAACUUGGAGCGCUACCUCAAAGAAUCUCUGCAGAGCUGGUUCCAGUCUGAGUUCCUGAUGGACUACGACCCUCAGGGCAACCGCCUCUUCUGCAUGAUGUGCGGCUCUUCGCUGCCCAGCCUCAACUUGGACGACAUCAAGAGGCACGUCAUGGACGCCCACCCCAGCUCGCUUGGCUUCAGCCCUGCCGAGAAGGCCAGCAUCCUGGAGACUUGGAACGCCCGGGCCGUGGUACCGCCUGCCGAGGGCACAGGGGAGGCACCAGUGGAAGCAGAGUCCGAGCCGUCCCCGCAGGACCUGACGAAGAAGGAGAUGGACCCUCCCACGUCUCCAGACCAGCCUGCUGGCGAGGACGGCUCCGAGGAGGCCGGCGCUUGGGACUCGGAAGAGAGCGGCCUUCCCGCCCCGGCCCGGGGGAGGGACCACCGCCGCUACUUCCAGGAGCACUGGCGGGUGGAGUACUUGAUGGACUACAACGGCUCGCGCCACGGCCUGGUGUGCAUGGUGUGCGGGAGUUCCUUGGCCACGCUCAAGAUGAGCACCAUCAAGAGGCACAUUCAGCAGAAGCACCCGGACUCCACCCAGCUGAGCCACCACGUCAAGGCCCUCAUCGUGGAGGAGUGGAACCAGAAGGUGGCCCGCCUGGCAGACGCGGAAGACUCCUUGCCCGAAACAGACGGCGAGGCAGACAAAGUGGAAUCUCAGGCGGCUUGCAACCCCCCUUUGUCCCCUGAGGAAUCUCAAGAGGGCGGGACAAUGCCUGCAGGAGAGGAAGAAGAAGAGGAAGAGGCCCCCGCAGCAGGAAGACUAGCUCCCUCUCAGCAAUCCUCGGAGGCUGCGUCUUCACUGGCCAGUGCCCCGUCCCGGCGGGGUCAGCGCCGGAACUACCAGCCGCGCUGGCGGGUAGAGUACCUGAUGGAUUACGACGAGCAGCGGCACGGGCUAGUGUGUAUGGUGUGUGGGGGCACGUUGGCAACCCUUAAAGUGAGCACCAUCAAGCGGCACAUCCUUCAGGUCCACCGGUUCUCCCUGGAGUUCACGGCGCUGGAGAAACAGACCAUCCUCGAUGCCUACGCCGAAAACGGGCCGGCUCAGAAUCCCAGGAACAUGGGUACAAAGACCUCCCCCAGCCCGGACUCUGAGCCUGCCGAUGUCAAGCCAAGUGUACAAGGUGCAGGGAAAAUGGGGUUUGGUUACAAUUUGCCGGUAUGUACGGUGUAGCCCGUGGACGUGGACUGCCCUCGUGGGGGCAGGGUGGACUCCGUUUACCGACGAACUCGACUUGUUUGUUUUCCUCCCCACCCCUUCCUCCUAUGGAUGGCAGAAUUCCCCUUUGGAAUUCUCAGGUUUCGGAAUUCUGCGACUGGAAUCGGAUAGUGCAGAAUUCUGCAACUGGAAGCGAAUAAUGCAGACGCCGGGGAAGUCUUGGUUUUGCUUUGUCUUUGUUUCUCUCUGCACAGCAUCCGUUUUGAUUUGCAUGUUCUGUUCUAGUGACAAAGGGUUUCUUAAAGGUGUUUUCACCCCCCCCCCGCCCCCAAAGCCCCUUUUCUCUGCACCUGGAUUUUUUUUGUGCUCCCAACUAUUUUGGUAAGGUUUCGGAAAGGUAGGUGGUGUGGCGGGGGGACGCUUCGGUAUUUUCUGAAGUGAGGAUGGUCUGAAAGAGCACUGUCGCGCGGGGGGGGGGGCAGGUGCACUUAAUCGAGCCUCGCGGCCUGGAGGUUCCUGUGGGAAGCAAAGUUGCUGCUACUGUAAGGUGGGGCAUCUCUUUUUCAGCCUGAGGGCCGCAUUCCCUUCUAGGAAUUUUGGCAGUGGUGGGCGGAGCCAGAGCCAAAAAUGGGAGGAGCAACACACACAGGUAAAUGCUCCCUGUGGUUUUCGCACCCUGCUCCAAGGCAUCAAGGGCCGGGUGGUUUGAUAGCUAGGCCUCUCCUUCUGGUCUGUUUGGGCCAGGCCUCAACUGAGCCACACCCAGCUGCCCUAUGUGCGAAAUAGAUGACAUGAGAUGUGGAGGAGAUAAAGAUGUCAUUCGGCCGGAGGAGGGUUUGCAGUUGCCAGAAGCCUGCUGUGCCCUGGGGUUUUUGUUUUUUUGCAAGCCGCCCACCCCAAGCAGGUAAUCAUUGGCCCUUUGUGGCCUGUUCCUUUACCCACACGGUGACCUGACGCCAUUGCGACACCAAGCAGUUGACGAGUAGCUGCCCAAUGUGGUGGGUGGUAAGAUCCAGUACCUCCCUCGCAAGCUGUGCCACGAAGAAUUCCCAUGUCCUCCACAAGUGCCUAGGCCUCGAUUUGAGGCUGUGUAUCAUAUAGCCAAAGGGUGAACAAAUUACGGCCCUUGUCCCCCAUCCCAUACCUAGAAUAUUGCAGAACUUGUAAGAGGCCCUCCUGCUUGAUGCAGCAUAGGCCGUGCUUAAUACACAUUGUUAAAAUAUUUGAAAAGAGGAGUUGGGCUUGUUGUGAGCAUUUCCCCUGUGAUUGCACUUAAGUUGGCCAUUUUGGACUCUCAGAUGAAUUGAGCAAUUCGGCACUUCCUGGACUGUACUAUGCCAGGUUCUGGGGCGGGGACGACGACCCUACAACUAGGUUGAAUCUGUCAUGUGCUAACUUUCUACAUGCAGGGAGGCCUCCCCCCCCCCAAUUCUACCUACAAUGGAACAGUCCAGAAAAAUGUCACCUUGAGUCGCUGAGAGCGUCCCUAUAUCCUGAUUUGCAUUUAUAGCAUUCUGUCAUUGGAUUUUAAUUUCGAUCCAUGUCUUUCCAAGUCCCUACCCCUAAAACCUUUUACUCUGGUGUAAGUGAAUUAGGAGGACGUGGACUACUUUAUUUGCUGUUGCUCUUCCUCGUAAAAAGAUGUGAAUUGACAUAGGACACUUAACUUUUCCUGGUCUGUUUGCUCCUGGUGAACAUCUGCUGAGCAAGUUUCAGUUCAACCCCCCAGCACCUGCAGGUAGGGCUGGGAGAGAACCCAGAACCCCGGAGAGCUGCUGCCAAUCAGUGUAGACAGCACUGAGCUAGAUGGACCCAAAGGUCUAACUCUGUAUAAGGCAGAUUCUUGUGAUCAAGGCGUAUUCCCCCCUUUCCAGAUCCAAUCCCACUUCAAAACAAACAGCCACACCUGUGGGUCUCAAUAGGACGAUGUAUGCUGCACCCAAAUUUAUCUGUCUAAAAAGCUUAGAAUUAUGCAAGAGGGGGGGGGGUGUUUGCAAUGCUUGCCCUACUCAGAAGUGACCCAUUGAAGUUUACAGACAUGACUAAUUUACACAGAGCAGACCCACCAAAAUUAACAAACGUAAGGAUUUUCUCAAAAUGGAUUUUUUUUAAAAAAAAAGAACAACAGCACUAUUAACAGCACUAUUUGUAGCAGAAAUGCCAGAACAGGGUUAAAUCAGGGUUUCUCCAGCUGUUUCGGGACUACAAUUCCCAUCAUCCCUGACCACUGGUCCUGCUAGCUAGGGAUGAUGGGAGCUGCAGUCCAAAAAGAGCUGGUAACCCAAGUUUGGGAAACCCUUGGUUAGAUGAAAUUAGGAGACUAAGGAAAUGGGGUUGGUAAACUUUUUGCACAGGGGUCCCCAAAACUAAGGCCCGGGGGCCGGAUGUGGCCCAAUCGCCUUCUAAAUCCGGCCCGCAGACGGUUCGGGAAUCAGCAUGUUUUCACAUGAGUAGAAUGUGUACUUUUAUUUAAAAUGCAUCUCUGGGUUAUUUGUGGGGCCUGACUGGGGUUUUUACAUGAGUAGAAUGUGUGCUUUUAUUUAAAAUGCAUCUCUGGGUUAUUUGUGGGGCAUAGGAAUUCGUUCAUAUUUUUUUUCCAAAAUAUAGUCUGUCCCCCAACAAGGUCCGAGGGACAGUGGACCGGCCCCCUACUGAAAAAGUUUGCUGACCCCUGCAAGUUUUGCACUUUGCCUUCCGGCAGCAUAGCUGCCAAGUUCUCCCUUUUUUAAAGGGAAAUUCCAUUAUGCUGAAUAGGCUUCCUUGCGAGAAAAGGGAAAACCUGGCAGCUAUGUCCGGCAGCGGGGACCCUAGUUCAGUGGCAGAGAAUCUGCUUGUCAUGCAGAAAACCCCAGAUUUAAUCUCUGCCGUUUCCAGGCAAGGCUGAGACAUCUUGCUUGAAAAACUUAACUGUUGCGUCCAGUCAAUGUUGGCAGUUCUGAGCAAGAUAUACCAAUGGUUUGAUUUGGAGCUUCCUGUUUAUAAAUAGACCCUUUAACUCAAGAGGCAGGAGGACUGGAAUCCUCACUGAAAUGUGGUUGCUCAGUGAUGGAACAUCUGCUUUCCAUUUGGAAUAUUGCAGGUUCACUCUCCACCAUAAAGGGGCUGGGAAAGAUCUGUGCUUCAGACUGAAGAGGGUCUGUGGCUGAGAUGGGCAGCUCUAGGCCAAAGGAACAGAAGGAUUUCAGCUGUGUUAUGCUGGUUGAGUUGCUGAGCCUCUGCCCCUGCACAGGCCAUGUGUCCAGUGUUACGGUAGUGGGGACCAGAUGCGUUAGAAAUAAAUGAGGGCUACUGAAACUGAAUUUAAAAAGUAGCUGAGCCCACAGCCAUAUAUAUAUAUAUAUAAAGCAGGGACAAUAAAAGCUGCACUUACAAUCCAAUUUGCUGAUCCUUGCUGGAAAUCAGAACGAGAGAAUUGGAAGGGACCACGAGGAUCAUCUAGUCCAACCCCCUGCAAUGCAGGAAUCUUGCCCAACGUGGGGCUCGAACCCAUGACCCUGAGAUGAAGUGUCUCAUGCUCUACUUUAAUUCCAUUUAAAGGAAUGCCCCCCUUGCAGAGUUCCUCCCCCCUCCCCAGGUGAAAGUAGCAGUCACAUUUUUUGCACAGCUGUUCUCCUUCAAUCCCAUCUUUCUAAAUCAAUAGCUUGGUCCUUUUCGUAGCUAUCCUUGUGAAACGUGAACUCCGAGGUAAAAUUUCAAUAAUGCCCGUUAUGACCUUGUGACUGUGUUGGAGCCUCAUCCGUGUCUCUUGUGAAAAGGUGUUUUGCAUUAAUAUGGAGGGUUUUUAAAAGAAUAUUAUAUAAAUAUAUAUAUAUAUAUAUAUAUAAGCACUAAGUUUUGUAAAACAGGUUAUGUCAAUAAAUCCUAAAAAUGAUGCUAUUUUAAAAUGCAACCUAAGGCUCUGGGCUGUCUGUUUGUUUUUAAUUGAAAGCAGGGUCGCCUUUUAGAUUUCAAUAUUCUCCUCGAUUAAGAACAGGGGUUCCUAAACUGUGGUCUUUGUGCCUUCAGUGGUCUGCAAGGUUUGUUUGGGCGGCUUGCAUCGUGUCUGUAAAACACAAUUACAAAUU